AUGCUAGGCUCAAUGCGUCGUGUUCGCACUCAGGACACAAGGGCGACAAGAAACCAUUCAAAGCACCUGGAGGUGCUAGAGCGCCUUGAACCACUACUGGUGGAGCUCUCGCCGCCACGCCUCCGUGCAGAUAUCGUCUAUGGCGAUCCGCGUUCACAGGAAUGCCUGGAAUGGGACCGCCGGGGCUUCCAAGUCCUAAUAUCCUCAAUGUGUGAAUCAGGCAUGAUCGACAGACUGUCCGGUUUCGAUGACGGGAUUGACCAGAUAUACCAGGCACGGGAUGUUUCCGCUCGCAUCUGGCAAACGUGGCUGCUGUGCAUGCUCGAUGUGCCAAUGUUGCCAGCCAAGGAUGUGCAGGAAGCGAACAUCUCUUUGUGUAUUCGACGCAUCCGGAAGAGCUCACUGUGCAGUGGGACCGCAUUGUGA
Messenger RNA from Pseudocercospora fijiensis CIRAD86, 426 nucleotides. RefSeq lists its product as uncharacterized. Bases 1 to 426 code for a protein of 141 amino acids. The transcript is spliced from 2 exons. NCBI's taxonomy places the organism in Eukaryota, Fungi, Ascomycota, Dothideomycetes, Mycosphaerellales, Mycosphaerellaceae. The record is from RefSeq and is a predicted model, not a curated record.